AUGGCAGCAACAAAUUACCAAGCAGCCAUCUCCUUGAUUGAUGAGGCCCAUGCCCAAGACCCAAAUAUAACGAUCGUCGACGGCAAAGAUGUCCCAUACGAACUACACUACGCUCAGCAGAUGUCUCGAUACCUAGAUCUGCGAGCCCCUGAUGCUUCUCCUGUCCUCAAAGUCGCGAUUCGAGCUCAACACUUCCGCCGCUGGGAAAUUCGUCGCGACUCUUAUCCGAUGACCAAAGCGGGUUACCUAAACUGGCGGAGCUUCCUCAAAAAACGACAAGCAGACCUCGCCGCUGCAAUAUGCGUGGGAUGUAAUUUCACGACAGAGGAGGCAGAAGAAGUAGCAAAAUUGAUACGGAAGGAGGAUUUAAAGAAGAAUGAGGAGACACAGAUACUGGAAGAUGUAGCCUGCUUGGUAUUUCUGGAUGACCAAUUCGAGGCAUUCGAGAAGGGACACGAUGAGCAGAAGAUAAUUGAUAUUCUGAGGAAGACUUGGGGCAAGAUGAGUGAUAGGGGACAUGAACUGGCACUACAGAUCCCAAUGUCAGACACGAGCAAAACGUUGAUUGAAAAGGCGCUGGCAGGUUAG
Messenger RNA from Cadophora gregata, 588 nucleotides. RefSeq lists its product as uncharacterized. The record is from RefSeq and is a predicted model, not a curated record. The transcript has a single exon. NCBI's taxonomy places the organism in Eukaryota, Fungi, Ascomycota, Leotiomycetes, Helotiales, Ploettnerulaceae. Bases 1 to 588 code for a protein of 195 amino acids.